This is a messenger RNA of Pelobates fuscus (common spadefoot toad), 4028 nucleotides long. RefSeq names its product chromobox 2 (gene CBX2). Gene Ontology annotation, cellular component: heterochromatin; PRC1 complex. The transcript is spliced from 5 exons. The coding region runs from base 38 to 1468 and encodes 476 amino acids. Gene Ontology annotation, biological process: negative regulation of transcription by RNA polymerase II. The record is from RefSeq and is a predicted model, not a curated record. Lineage: Eukaryota; Metazoa; Chordata; Amphibia; Anura; Pelobatidae.
UCGUGCGGCGGCGGCGGAGAGGCGGAGCCCGGGGAUCAUGGAGGAGCUGAGCGCGGUGGGGGAGCAGGUGUUCGCGGCCGAGUGUAUCCUGAGCAAGCGGCUCCGUAAGGGCAGCGCCGAGUACCUGGUCAAAUGGAGAGGCUGGUCCUCCAAGCACAACAGCUGGGAGCCGGAGGAGAAUAUUUUGGACCCACGACUGCUCUUGGCUUUCCAGAAAAGGGAGCAGGAAAAAGAGCUGCGAAACAGAAAGAGGGGUAAACGACCAAGAGGACGUCCGCGUAAAAACGUGGAAACAGAGGUUCCUCCAAAGGCAAAGUCAAGCAGUUCUUCCUCCUCCUCCUCUUCAUCGUCUUCAUCCUCUUCAUCCUCUUCAUCUUCCGAUGACGACAGCGAUACUGAAACGCAUCGUGGUCCAAGACCGAGAGAAUCACACCCAGUGCCGCAGAAGAAGGCACAAGCCGUGGUGGCCAGGCCAGAGCUGAAGGACCAAGUGCGUAAAAAGCGAGGAAGAAAACCAUUGCCUCCUGAGCAGAAGGCACCCAGAAGAGCAAAAGGGCUGAAACCUGGACCUAAACCAGGCAAACCACCAGGGAACAGUACCCAGGGAUUCACUGCCCUCAAAACCCUUUCCAAAGAUGCACCAAUUUCCAGCAACAACCGGCCAGGUGGUCUGUCUGCAGAGUUACUCUCCAGCAUUGCCAAGAACUCUCCCAGUCAACCAAAUGGGAGCUCACCCAGAAGCCUUAGUUGGCAAAGCUCCAUCGUUCAUUACAUGAACCGUAUAACUCAGAGCAACUCACAGCCCGGCAGAAGACCAGUCAGCUCCCCUUUUGGUGCAAAGAGGACCUGCCCAGACCCAAAAAUUACUUCAAAAGUAAGGGCAGAUGAUGACACUGGCCCUAGCAAAACCCCUAAUAUCCAAGACUCAGAGGAACAGACUCGUCCAAACACUGGGAGUCAACCUGUGUCUGGAGCGGCGUCAGCCAGCAGAGAGAGCACCAGCCAGACGGUACCUGCCCAAAGUAAGAAUCCGGCCACAACAGCCUUGUCAGCAUUCAGUGGGAACCAAGGAACAAACCAUCCUUCAAAAAAUAAUGCUCCAUCAUCUCUUGGGGCGGCUGCUGGAUGUAAAGCAGAUAAGGUGGUGCGGAAGACAGGUGGAGCAGGCACAGUCAGCUCACCGGCUGCAGCACCCCCAGCCCGCAUUUCUACUGUUGAGAAAUCGCAGCAGGUGGAAGGGCACAGACAGCUGGCAGAGCUAAGCACUGGAGACGACAGCAGUUUGGAUUCUGACCAUGACUCCUCUCUCUCCAGCCAGGACAUGUCUGUGCAAGCUAGCCAGGACUGGAAACCAGCCCGCAGCUUACUGGAGCACGUUUUUGUGACCGACGUCACUGCCAACCUUAUCACAGUCACGGUCAAAGAGUCUCCUACCAGUGUUGGCUUCUUCAACAUGAGGCACUUCUGAAAUCAAGGGAUGUAGGACCAAAACUCCACACAAUACACCUCAGCAAAGACUUUUCCUGUACAGGGUUCUUUGCAUGCUUCCUCAGUCUAAUUGUAGCUAGAUCAUCAGGAUUCUGCCUGUUAUACCUUUGACUGCCUUUAUUUUUUUCUUUUAUUUUUUUCCAGGGAUCUGUCAAUAUACAGAAUCUUCAUCUCAUUUUUGCAUUCCAUGCAAGGUGGCUUGCAUUGCAUCGGACAGAUACCAAAACGUGUGUUUAUCAUUUCGAUUAAGCUUUCUCCAUGUCUUUUGAGAAACUCGUACCAUAAUUGGCUGGUUUAUCGCUACUGAGCAGGUUUAAAAAGAUUACUGCUUACUCAGACUGACGGAGUGUGUUAAGCCUCUAGGUCAUAUAUCCUAGAAGCCCGUUUGGUGUUUUUGCCCCGGUAGAUGUUUUGGGGGUGUCCAGCCAUGUAGGGCAAAUAACACAUAACAUGCUUGCUGGGGGAGGGGGGGGUGAUAGUUUGAGAAACUGUUUAUUAAACAUAUUUACUGUUUAAGCCUUAAAUACUGGAAGAUGGGCAAUUUACUUGCGCAUCCAGCACCUCAAUGGUGCAGCCUGUUAAUGAAGAAUUAGCAAUAUCUUGCUGUUUUUUUACUUUUCUUUUUUUUUUUGGUGUGCAUUUUUUUUUUUUUUUUAGAGACCAUUUGGCACUACUGCCAGUAAAUCGUGUAAGCAUAUUUUAGAUUAUCUCCGUACAAGUCAUGAAAAAUCGCUGGUGAUGUUUGAAGUGACUAGGAUGCCAGCGUUAAGACAAUUUCGGUCUCUGGCCAAACUCUGCCUUUUUCCUCCCGCAGAUGGAGCCUGCCUUUCGAAAGCUUCUGGUCUGUACUGUGCAGGGAAGCUGUGUGACCGUGCCUAUACUUCUUCAUGGCAGCUACAACAUUAUAGUGUUAACCAGUCCAUAAAAUGACAAUUCCUCCUUAGAUAGAUUUACUUGUAUUAUAUAGUAUUUCUUUACGACUUGUGCUCUUACCCCAGAACUCUGUGCCUUUAAAACUUCCUGUAGGGAGCUCAGCUUUCUAACAUCCAUAUAAACCCCUAUGUGAUCUGGUGGCCCACGCUUUACUUAUGGUCCUCUAAAGGGCAUUAUUGAUUUAGUGGAGAAGAGCUUUAACACGAGAGAGGGAUUGGUGUACCAAAUCAUUGGACAAUGGCUGCAGGAGACAAAUUCAUGGCAGCAUCUUGCAGCCAAAUCUUACAAAGCAAUAAGAAACAUUGAUUUAUUUAUUUCACCAUCUGCAGCCAAGUGCCUUAUAGCUCUAGACAGGUAGCUGCAUGAGGCAUUUUUCCGGCCCGUUGAUUACUUUUUCUGGCCAAUCUGGUAUUGCGUGGCCCCUUUAAGGAGAUGCUUAUCUCUGCACAAUGAAUAUUAAGUGGCCUUUUUGCUUUUUUACAAGGGUGAUAGAACCUUUCUGUACUGGGUUACAUGUAACAACUUUAUUCUUUUUGUAAUUUUUCAAGUUUACCUAAUGCACCGUAGCUAGCCAUGUAAUCCUCUUUUCUUGCCGGUGAUAUGCCUAGAGCAGGUAGGGCUUUUCUUUAGUAAAUGAUGUUAUUACUAUACAUACGCUUUGUGCGUGCUGUUGUACAACCAGUUAACUUGUUCUCUGCUGCUGUUUCCUGUUACAUGGUGACCCAACUUGACUGGAAACGUUCUGUAUUUAGAAUUAGUAGCAGAGAGUAUGGUUUAUCUCUUCUACAGCAAAACAUCAGAAAGAGGAGAAGAGCAGAAACUGUGCAUUUGAUUUCAGUUAUAGCAUGCAUGUAUAUAUCCGCUACUUGCCUUGCUUAAAGCAGCUCUGUCACCUUCUGACGACCUCCAUGCUUGCUGCGUGGUGUCCCUUGCGUGAUGAUGUCUAUGGUCUUCAGUUCCUGUCACUACAUCCGCCAGAUGCCCACGUCAGCUAUACAUUUGUACACGCGUGAGAGUACAACACUAAUGUCAAUGGUGGAUUCAUAAAUAGACUCUCGCAUACUGACAGAAUGGGAACACGGUCGCUCCGCUCCUUGUUAUGUUUAGUCAACUUGACGAUUUAACACAAAACAAAGUAGUUCCUGCUUUGUCUAAUGAUCUUUUAACUGCGUUGGAAUUUCAAUAGAAUUCUAACAGUCCUUAAGAGCAUUUAUUUUUUUUCUCUAUGAAAUGCUCAUUUUUCGGGGGGAUGUGACAGACUGGCUUUAAUAUACGUGAUGGUUGCUGUCCGUGUGUUGCAUAAAACAAAAUGUAAAAUGUUUUGUAAUUGGCCCUGCCUCCAACUUCAUUACCAGCAGUAAGUGGAGUGCUGCUCAUUGUACCCCUUCCUGAUAUUAUGAGCAGUAGUCUUGGGGAGUGUUGUAAGGCCUUACAGAACUAAUCCACAUUCCGCCUGUAGGGUAUUUAAUUGGUUACGAUGUUAAAGGGCUGGUUUGUAGGCGAACCAGACUGUUGGGAGAGUUCAUUUCAAUAUGUUAACGUUUAGUUUACUCUCCCAACUAUUUUUUUUUUCUUUUUCUCCUCUACAAUCGCCUCACACAAUUCAA